CUGGGACCAAAGGAAGGUUCUUGUAAGCCUGUGGGUGAGAGACAGAUGGCCAUGGAGAACAACACACACACAUGAAACUAGAAAAGGCUCAAUCACAGAAAGCACCAGAGAACUAGAAGCUGGGGCAGCCCUUACUGAGAUGGAGAACCUAGGUAGACAAGAAACAGGUGCCGGGCAAGCUCAUGGGCUUCUGUUGAGAUGUUUGUUGGGGUUCCAAAAAAGCAGGGGAGGCACCUUGCUCAAAGGUGUGAAGCGUAGCCUCAAUAGGGUUGGGUCCUUGGUGCUCUCCAGGGAACCUUUGCCUUCUGCAAGGACAGCUGGAGCAAAAAGCCAUUCAGAGGGGAAGCAAUUGAGGUCUCUGGCCAAAAAUCUGGACAGGAAACCCCUCUGCUGAAUCUUUGUAAUACUAUUGGUGUUGGAGUAAACAUCCAUCAUUCAGCCUGGGCUUCAAGAGGGAGCCACAGGCAUAGGAGGCAGGGCGAGGAUACUCGGCCUCGUGCCUCCUGGGAGGCCAGACCACUGUCCCCAAGCGUGCGAGAGGAGCCUGUGACCCAGAUGCCGCCUCCACCUCGCCCCCGGCCGCGCCGCGUGGGAGGAGGCAGCAGCUGCGGGCCGGGCGGAGGGCGGGCGGCGGCGCUCCGGCCCGUGGGAAGCAGCGGCAUCUGCGCUUUCCACGCUCCUUCCCAGCGGCUAGCUCUGAAAUCCAACCCUCCCGGGCCGGCCUGGCGACCGCUGGCCCGCGCCCUCAGUCAACCCGCCCCUGGGAUCGGGUUGCAGGACCCGAGAAAGAGCAUCUCGGUUCGCGGUUCCCCCGACGGUCGGCCGUCCGCAAGGGCGGGCAAGGGCCAGAUGGCCAGACCGCUGACCACCCCCAGCCCUUCGCAGAUGCAAGCCCGGAAGAAGCGCAGAGGGAUCAUAGAGAAACGGCGCCGAGACCGCAUCAACAGCAGCCUUUCCGAAUUGCGACGCUUGGUGCCCACGGCCUUUGAGAAACAGGGCUCCUCCAAGCUGGAGAAGGCCGAGGUCUUGCAGAUGACGGUGGAUCACUUGAAGAUGCUCCACGCCUCCGGUGGCACAGGGUUCUUCGAUGCCCGAGCCCUGGCUGUUGACUUCCGGAGCAUUGGUUUUCGGGAAUGUCUCACCGAGGUCAUCAGGUACCUGGGGGUCCUGGAAGGACCCAGCAGCCAUGCAGACCCUGUCCGGAUUCGCCUUCUCUCCCACCUCAACAGCUAUGCAGCUGAGAUGGAGCCUUCCCCCACACCCACUGGGGCCCUGGCCUUCCCUGUGUGGCCCUGGUCCUUCCUCCAUAGCUGUCCAGGCUGGCCUUCCCUGAGCAGCCAGCUCGCCAUUCUGGGAAGAGUGCCUGGCCCUGUCCUCCCCAACGUCUCCUCUCCCACUUACCCCAUCUCUGCCCUCCGGUCCACCCCAGUACACAGAGUGGCUGGUACCAUCCUGCCAGCCCGGAGGAAUCUGUUGCCUAGUCGAGGGGCAACUUCCACCCAGAGAGCCCAUCCUCCUGAAAGGCCAGCUGCCCCUCCCCCCACAGCCCCUGGUAGCAGGGUUGCCAGGAGCAACCAUGUGCUCUCUGUCCUGCCAUCGUCUUCCCCCACAGCCCUUGGAGCUGGGAAGUCUGAUGACAGUCCAUCCCCUUUGGGGCCAACUGGGAGGCCAUCAGCAGCGGUGUUCUGCCACUCCUGGGUCUCUGAAAUCACUGAAAUUGGGGCUUUCUGAGCUGACCCCCUACACCCAUCCCCUAGAAAUGGGGAGCGUUGCUAUUCUCCCCCAUGAGCUCUGAAAAGGCGCCACCUUUUCUAGACCAGCUUCGAUACAAAGGCCUCUCUCCUCCCCCGUCAGAGCCCUCCCAGGCCCCUACUCACGACCCAUCCUGCUGCCCACCUGGCUCCCGUCACCUUUUCAGAGCUCAGAACCUUAGUCUCAUUUUCCACAGGCAUACAUGAACUACAUGGUGCCUGAGACCCCUGAGGCCCUGAGGCACUGUGGACCCAAGACUCAUGGCCUUUGAGUCUGGAGUUGAAGCUUUAACCUAACGGCUACUCCCAUGAUGAGGUGGGACUCGCAGUCCUGAGGGCUGGUGGGAUUCAGCCACCCCCAGGCCAACAGGAUGGAAUGUGCCGUCUGCUUCACUUCCUGAAGACAGAUAUGAAGCUGUGGCUGUUGAGCCGUCUCUGUGGCCCCUCCCAGAACAGGGAAGCACAGGACAAAUCUGUUCUCCAAUCAGUUAAGGCCUGCAGCUACCAUCGUCCCAACUUCAGCCGCCCACCUGACUGACUACCCACUAAGGCUUGACAAGCCAGGCCAGGAGGAUUCCCCACAGCAGCGGAGCUCUGGCGGGAUGUCCCUACCACCAGGUCUCCACAGUGCUUCGGACAGGAACCGGGGCUGAGAGAGAACAGGAGAGCACCGCUCCUUUUCUCUUGGGUACCGUCCUCUGGGACUGUGACCCUUCCCACAGAGUGUUGACGACCUGUGGUCCUGAUGGUGGCACUCUAAGAAUCAUUCUCUUGGGAUUCGGCACCAGACAUCUGAGCCGCCUGGUUUGCAUCCGGCUCCCAGAGCCCAGACUGCUGCCACAGCCAAGGGCUGUCAGGCGGGAUAAAAAUAACUUGGAGGAGGGGGAAUACAGGCAGAGGCGGCUGGGCUCUUCAAGGUCAUGCAGCGGGUCGAGGGCCUGAGAGCCUGAGAGCCCACGUUUCACACAGCUGCCUCCGCUCAGAGGCCAGCUCACUCCCCAGCUCCACCUCAAGCCACUUGCCUUUCUAAUGGGAAUAAAUGGCCAGUGGACCAGCAGAGACUGAACUGACAUUUAGGGUCGCCCUAUCCGGGGACAAAGUGUGGAAGCCUCUCUGUCCUCUUUGGUGAGCACUUGCUCCCCCACAGUACCUCUGAGGACUGCCCAGUGUGCCAUCCAGGAACACCCUGGUUAAUGCCUGGCAAAACCAAGAUUGUGGGAACCUGUAACUCCUAUUCACUGAUGCUGGGGCCAUGCUGAUUAUGAAAUACUUGCAAGCUUGUUCCAGAAAGCCCCCCAUCCUGGUCCCAGCCUUUGAUGGAACCGCGGUCGUCAGAGCUGUAGUAAGGAACCUGUGGGCACAAAAGGAGCGUUUACCAAACCCUGGGAGCAUAAGGGUCAUUUCAGAAAAGUGGGACAGAGGGCAGAGGUCAUCUGAGUGACCCAGAAAGAGUUUGUGCAUAGGCCAUGAAGAGAUAAAGACUUCUUCACUCCUUA
Alexandromys fortis (reed vole) is the source of this 3247-nucleotide messenger RNA. It is a transcript of the gene Heyl, whose product is annotated as hes related family bHLH transcription factor with YRPW motif like. Gene Ontology annotation, molecular function: DNA-binding transcription factor activity, RNA polymerase II-specific; RNA polymerase II cis-regulatory region sequence-specific DNA binding; protein dimerization activity. Gene Ontology annotation, biological process: regulation of neurogenesis; anterior/posterior pattern specification; circulatory system development. Bases 556 to 1731 code for a protein of 391 amino acids. Gene Ontology annotation, cellular component: nucleus. Lineage: Eukaryota; Metazoa; Chordata; Mammalia; Rodentia; Cricetidae. The transcript is spliced from 5 exons. The record is from RefSeq and is a predicted model, not a curated record.